AGGGGCCCGCGUUGGCCCCGGCGCGACAGGUUCUCUUACAUCGACCUCCUAAGAGUCGCGCUGUAAGAAAGGCCCCUCUUCCUCCCUUCUUCCCCGGGUUCCGCGCCUCCACGCUCCGCAGCAGCAACAACAGCAACAGCAACCAUGCGUGAAUGCAUCUCUAUCCACGUUGGUCAAGCCGGAGUCCAGAUUGGCAAUGCCUGCUGGGAGCUCUACUGCCUGGAGCAUGGCAUCCAGCCUGAUGGGCAGAUGCCCAGCGACAAGACCAUUGGGGGUGGAGACGACUCCUUCAACACUUUCUUCAGCGAGACAGGAGCCGGCAAACACGUCCCCAGGGCUGUCUUUGUAGACUUGGAACCAACUGUGAUUGAUGAAGUGCGCACAGGAACCUACCGGCAGCUUUUCCACCCUGAACAGCUCAUCACUGGUAAGGAAGAUGCAGCCAACAAUUACGCCAGGGGCCACUACACUAUUGGCAAGGAGAUCAUUGACUUGGUACUGGACAGGAUCAGGAAGCUGGCUGACCAAUGCACAGGUCUCCAGGGCUUUCUGGUCUUCCACAGCUUUGGUGGUGGCACGGGCUCUGGUUUUACCUCCUUGCUGAUGGAGCGCCUGUCUGUUGACUAUGGAAAGAAGUCCAAGCUGGAGUUCUCCAUCUACCCAGCCCCUCAGGUCUCCACAGCUGUAGUUGAGCCCUACAACUCCAUUCUGACCACCCACACCACCCUGGAGCACUCCGACUGCGCCUUCAUGGUAGACAAUGAGGCCAUCUAUGACAUCUGCCGCAGAAACCUUGACAUUGAGCGCCCCACUUACACUAAUCUUAAUAGGUUAAUUGGUCAAAUUGUGUCCUCCAUCACAGCCUCCCUACGAUUUGAUGGUGCCCUGAAUGUAGAUCUGACCGAAUUCCAGACCAACUUGGUGCCCUAUCCCCGUAUCCACUUCCCCUUGGCCACCUAUGCCCCGGUCAUCUCUGCUGAGAAAGCUUACCAUGAACAGCUUUCUGUAGCUGAGAUCACCAAUGCUUGCUUUGAGCCGGCCAACCAGAUGGUGAAAUGUGACCCUCGUCACGGUAAAUACAUGGCCUGCUGCCUCCUGUACCGUGGGGAUGUGGUUCCCAAAGAUGUCAAUGCUGCUAUUGCCACCAUCAAGACCAAACGCACCAUCCAAUUUGUGGACUGGUGUCCCACUGGUUUCAAAGUGGGCAUCAACUACCAGCCCCCUACAGUGGUCCCUGGAGGUGACCUGGCCAAAGUGCAGCGUGCUGUCUGCAUGCUGAGCAACACCACCGCCAUUGCGGAGGCCUGGGCUCGCCUGGACCACAAGUUUGACCUGAUGUAUGCCAAGCGUGCCUUUGUCCACUGGUACGUCGGGGAGGGGAUGGAGGAAGGAGAGUUUUCCGAGGCCCGGGAGGACAUGGCUGCCCUGGAGAAGGAUUAUGAAGAAGUGGGUGUGGAUUCAGUUGAAGGAGAAGGGGAGGAAGAAGGAGAGGAAUACUAAAAUGUCACAAUGGUGCUGCUCUUACAGGGAAUUUUAAAGCUACAGCGGUGAGAAAAAGUUUGUGACCCCUUAAGACUGUUAACAUGUUUCUAAAAGUUCUAACAAGUUACUGGAUCUUAAUGUAACCCUAUAAUCCUAGAAAGAGAGAAAAUUGAUUCCCAAAUUGAAAAAAUGGCAUAUAAACAUGAUACAUUUUCAACGUAUUUAUCUGACUGAUACAGUAGCCAGUGUCCAUGUGUGAAAAAGUAUGUGAACCUUUAUAGUCAUUACCUUGUGACACUCUUGAGUAGCCAGAAUGUCAGAUAAGUAUUGCUCUCACCGUGUUUUUAAAGAAUUGUCAAAAUAAUUCUUCAAAAUAAUGACCUUUUUUGCACGGGAGGUCCUGCCACAACAAUUCCGCGGAAUUUAGGCCUAGAUUUUGACUAGGCCAUUCUAAAACAGCCCCAAAUCCUUAGGUUUUUCACAACCCUUUCUAAAUUGGCGAGUAGUAACAACUGCUUUUAUGAGAAAUGCCUUCAGAAAUGCCUUUCAAUUGUGGUAUGAUAAAUUUCCACACAGCUAUGAGAUGACCAAGUUUCUGAUCCUUUUAUUAUGUGCCCCUCCCCAAAUCAUCCCACAGGCAUCUAAUUAUGUAAGGAAUGCUUCUAUUUAUUUCCUUUAAUUGAGAUGAGGCAACUAGAGGUUCACUUACUUUUGCACUUAUUUUGACUUUUUUUUGUACUCCUCAUUUGCCUAAUGGAUGCAUUGUAUUAUGUCACAAGAAAGAGAAUAUUGUAGGUUAAUGUCAACCUCAUUGGAUAUUUAGAAUAAGACAGAUUAUUAUGGUAAGACUUCAACAUUUCCAUAACUGUCAUUAGGGAUCAUGAACUUUUUAUCACCACUGUAUUUAACAACAUUCAAGUACUAGUCUGAUUGGUUAAUUUAUGUAGCAGUGUAAAUUGUUUGCCCUACAAUAACUGAUCUGCGCUUUAAAUCAUGAACGUUUUACAAAUCCAAGCCGUCCAAUAAUGUUAUGGCUUUGUGAAUAAAAAUCAUUCCCUGUCCUAGAAA
Molecule: messenger RNA, 2550 nt
Organism: Anolis sagrei ordinatus
Lineage: Eukaryota; Metazoa; Chordata; Lepidosauria; Squamata; Anolidae
Gene: TUBA1A
Product: tubulin alpha 1a
Biological process (GO): mitotic cell cycle; microtubule cytoskeleton organization
Cellular component (GO): microtubule; cytoplasm
Molecular function (GO): structural constituent of cytoskeleton; GTP binding
Source: RefSeq, a predicted model, not a curated record